Messenger RNA from Tinamus guttatus (white-throated tinamou), 1459 nucleotides. The record is from RefSeq and is a predicted model, not a curated record. Lineage: Eukaryota; Metazoa; Chordata; Aves; Tinamiformes; Tinamidae.
UCAGCAGAGCAGGAAAGCAGACCGUUUGCUGGCAGCAGGAAAAUAUGAAGAAGCAAUUUCUUGUCACAAAAAAGCUGCUGCCUACCUGACAGAAGCCAUGAAGCUGACCCAGUCCGAGCAGGCACAGCUAUCACUGGAAUUACAAAGGGAUAGUCACCUGAAACAGUUACUGCUCAUCCAGGAGAGGUGGAAAAGGGCAAAGCGAGAGGAAAAGCUGAAAGCUCAGCAGCAUGGUGACAAGGACGUAGCCGCACACCUCCAGGCUUCCUGUAAGCCACCUGCUGAGGAGUCUGAUGAUCCAAACGUAUUGGUUCCUGUUACUCAGAAAUACAGCCCUUCUGCAGAGAAACAUCUACAGAAUAUUCAGGGUGUCUUUGACAGGGACCCAGAUACACUAUUGUUUCUGCUUCAGAAAAAAAAAGAGCCAUUGGAAGCAUGUAUUGGGAGUAAAGCUCCAAAAGAUGACAAAACAAUAAUAGAAGAGCAGGCAACCAAAAUUGCAGAUUUGAAACGGCAUAUAGAAUUUCUUGUAGCUGAAAAUGAGAGAUUAAGGAGAGAGAAUAAGCAGUUAAAAGCAGAAAGAGCUAGACUCCAAAAAUCUCCAGUAGAGAAGGAGUUGGAUGUAGAUGCCGACUUCGUAGAGAAGUCAGAGUUGUGGGGUCUGCAGCAACAUUCAGAAGCCUCUUCAGCUGCGAGUUGGCAGAAGUUUGGAACAGCUGCUGGGAAGGCAAAGGACAUUCCCAUACCCAACCUUCCUCCCCUGGACAUCCCGUCCCCGGAACUGCCUCUGCUGGAACUUUCUGAAGAUAUACUGAAAGGACUGAUGAAUAGUUAAAAAAAAAAAACAACAGGAAAAGUGCUCAUUGUAGUUAUCCAAACUGAGAAAAGGGAAAACCACCAGGACAAUGAUGAUGUGAGGGCAGAAACAUGCAACACAAUCGUACUGUUGGAGAAAAGGCAUUAAAGCAACUUUGUUACUGUGAAAUACACAUCAUAUCUGAUCUACUUCAUGAAAUUUAAAGGUACCAUAAUUGGUAUAAGAUGAUGAGCUCUUUAGUCUUUCUCCUAAUGUUUCAAACCAAAUGACUGCCUGGAGAAUGUUUCCAAUAACACAAUCCUUCAGGGUUUUAAAGUAUGCUAUAUGUAAUAGUUAUCUAUAAUGCCAUAAAUGAUGGUGCAGAACUUAACUGUUAUGGUUGCCAGUUGGCUGCCACUUCAUAUUGAAAAAUGCUUUCUAGCAUGAAUUUAAACUGUGCAUUUCAUUAUGCAUAACUGUUAAUUCAGAUACGGUGCAAUUUAUACAGCUCCUAGAUUGAUUAAUGUGCCACACACUACUCUCCUGAGUAGGCUAACCUUAAGUCAGGAGAGAGAAAUGUUUCCAUUCUGUGAAGGAACCAACUUACUCAUUCUGUUGAGGUUUCAUUUGGGUUCUCUGUUUACAUAAUAAUCGGGGAUGAAU